Molecule: messenger RNA, 450 nt
Organism: Insectozyma verbasci
Lineage: Eukaryota; Fungi; Ascomycota; Pichiomycetes; Serinales; Debaryomycetaceae
Source: the annotation of a GenBank genome assembly
AUGCAUUAUCCACAAUCAACAACAAGAUAUACUAUACUAUCUAAAAUGAUUAUGAAGUCAUUAUCAGUUGAAACGGUGUCAGAUUCUUCAAAACCUAUAUUUUUCGGUGAUGCUAUUAAUGGUUAUUGUUUAAGUAGAGUAUUUAAUUUAAAAGAUGUAAAUGCAAGAGGAUCGGAGAGAAAAUAUUCACUAUUAGUGGUUUCUGAUUCUGAGAUGGAUAUUUUGAAUAAUUGGGAUAUUGUAAAUUUAUAUUUCAAUGAAUGGAUUGAAAUACUACAACAAAAGGUUGAAUUGGAAUUGAAUAAACUAACUGCUGAUUCAAAUAAUGAAAAAUAUCUACGAAGAGGUAAUGUUAAACCUAAAAGUUUGAUUGAGUUAACUAAUGAUCAAGAAAUAUUUAUUAAGGUUCAUUUAUGGGCUAGUGAAUUAAUUAAAGAUUUAUUAAAAUGA